This is a messenger RNA of Scophthalmus maximus (turbot), 6131 nucleotides long. RefSeq names its product semaphorin-5B-like. Gene Ontology annotation, biological process: axon extension; neural crest cell migration; axon guidance. The coding region runs from base 586 to 3864 and encodes 1092 amino acids. Lineage: Eukaryota; Metazoa; Chordata; Actinopteri; Pleuronectiformes; Scophthalmidae. The transcript is spliced from 24 exons. Gene Ontology annotation, molecular function: semaphorin receptor binding; chemorepellent activity. The record is from RefSeq and is a predicted model, not a curated record.
CGCACGCCACUGGCUCACAUGGGUUCUCAGCUGGUAUUGGAUGGAAUCGACACAGGAAAGUGAAUGCGCUGUUCCUAUUGGCCUGGCAGUGAAUUACUAAUGCGCGGGAAAAAAUGUAUCAGUUCUUGGAAAAUAGAAAACAACAAUUAGUGUAUUCUAAUAGUAAAAAGUAAUGAGUACAUUUACUUCAGUACAAUGUUAAGAUACUUUUCUCAUUACAUUUCUAUUUUAUUCUACUAUCGACUUCUACGGAGCCCGGGAGGUGACACCCGAGAGAAUUUUGAAAUGGGACCAUGUUUUUGCUCAGUAUGAUGUGGUCCAUCCUGUCUGUGGACAGCGCCCCCUUCUGGUCAGAGUUUGACCUGCAACAUGCUGCAGCAGCGGUCCAGACCUGGGGGCAGCGGGAAGCACCUCAGCGUCUCUGUUUCUGACUCCGUACCAUUUAAUCCAGCGGGACGAGCAGAUGGCGAGGGGAAAGUGGAAGCGUCCGGAUCUCUGCCGCUCGUUUUGUCUCUCAGAGCAGUUUGGUGAUGGUGAGCAAAUGUUUCCUGAGGACCUGGUAGACGACUGGAUGUGGUUGUAACCAUGCUCACGUCAGGAUGGGGGGUGUGGGCCCUCUCCCCCUGUGGCCUCGUGCUGGUCAUCUGCUCGUCUGUUUGUCUGUCCCUACAGCCUCAAGUCAAACUCGCAGACUGCGGCAGAAAGGAACAUCCUGUCGUCUCCUACCAAAUGUUAAGGCCGUGGAUGUCGGAGUUCUCCCGUCCAGGAGUGAAGGAUUUCUCCCAGCUGGCCCUGGACCUGAGCAGAAACCAGCUCAUUGCGGGAGCAAGAAACUUCAUCUUCAAACUGAGUUUGAGCAACGCCUCCCUCAUUCAGGCGACGGAAUGGGCACCCAGUGAAGAUACAAAGCGCUCAUGUCAGAGCAAGGGCAAAUCUGAGGAGGAAUGUCAAAACUACAUCCGGGUUUUGUUGAUCAGUGGGAGGACGCUCUUCACAUGUGGGACCAACGCGUUCACCCCCAUCUGUAUGACCAGAGAGAUUGGUAAUGUCAGUCAGGUUUUGGACACGGUGAACGGUGUCGCCCGAUGUCCCUAUGACCCGCGCCACAACUCCACCGCCAUGGUCACGGAGAAGGGCGAGUUGUAUGCUGCUACGGUGAUCGACUUCUCGGGACGUGACCCCGUCAUCUACAGGAGCCUGGGGAACAUUCCACCGCUGCGCUCCGCCCAGUACAACUCCAAGUGGCUCAACGAGCCUCAUUUUGUGUCUGUUUACGAGAUCGGCCGCUUUGCCUACUUCUUCCUGAGAGAGACGGCCGUAGAAAACGACUGUGGGAAGAUGGUGUUCUCUCGCGUGGCCCGGGUCUGUAAGAACGACAUGGGCGGUCGUUUCCUUCUGGAGGACACCUGGACCACCUUCAUGAAGGCCCGACUCAACUGCUCCCGCUCGGGAGAGAUCCCCUUUUACUACAACGAGCUGCAGAGCACUUUUUACUUACCAGAGCAGGACUUGAUCUACGGCAUCUUCACCACGAAUGUGAACAGCAUAUCAGCUUCAGCUGUCUGUGCCUUCAAUCUAAGCUCCAUCACCUUGGCAUUCAACGGACCUUUCCGCUACCAGGAGAACCCUCGCACUGCCUGGCUGUCCACCCCAAACCCCAUACCCAAUUUUCAGUGUGGCACGCUGGACGAGGGAGGCCCUGGGGGGAACCUGACCGAGCGCAACCUCCAGGACGCCCAACGACUCUUCCUGAUGAACGACGUCGUCCAGCCGGUGAGCGUCAACCCGCUGCUCACCCAGGACAACCUGCGCUUCUCCAAGCUCGUUGUGGACAUCGUGCAGGGUCGGGAAACUCUCUACCACGUCAUGUACAUCGGCACCGAAUAUGGCACCAUCCUGAAGGCUCUCUCCACGACCAACAGAAGCCUUCAGGGCUGCUACCUGGAGGAGCUCAGGAUCCUCCCCGAGGGGCAGAUCAGGCCAAUCAAGAGCCUGAAGAUCCUCCAGAGUGACAGGUCCUUGUUUGUGGGACUUGAUGACAGAUUGGUGAAGAUCCCGUUAGAGCGAUGCUCCGACUAUCCAAACGAACGUCUCUGCAUGGAGGCCCGGGACCCCUACUGUGGCUGGGAUCACAAACAAAAGCGCUGCACCACCAUCGCGGAGAGCUCCAACAUGAACCAGUGGACUCAAAACAUCACAGAGUGUCCGGUGAGGAACCUAACACAGGAUGGCGCUUUUGGUCCCUGGGCACCGUGGCAGCCCUGUAACCAUGAUGACGGCGAGGGCUCCAUCAGCAGCUGCGCAUGCCGGUCCCGCUCAUGUGACGGACCGGUGGCCCAAUGUGGUGGCGUCGCAUGCAAGGGCCCAACCAUUCAGGUGGCAAACUGUUCCAGGAAUGGCGGCUGGACUCCCUGGUCUUCGUGGGGCCAGUGCAGCAGCAGCUGUGGCAUCGGAUUCGAAGUGAGGCAACGUUCCUGCAACAACCCAUCGCCUCGCCACGGCGGUCGGAUCUGCGUCGGCCAGGGUCGAGAGGAGAGGCUGUGCAACGAGAAAAGGCCGUGUCCCCUGCCGGUGCUGUGGACGGCGUGGGGCCCCUGGGCUCACUGUAGUGCUGAAUGUGGAGGCGGCGUCCACUCCAGGACCAGGAACUGUGAAAAUGGAAACACUUGCCCUGGAUGUGCCACGGAGUUUAAGGUGUGUAACCUGGAGGCUUGCCCCGAGGUCCGCCGCAACACCCCCUGGACUCCCUGGAUGCCAGUCAACGUCAGUCAAAACGGGUCACGGCAGGAGCAGAGAUUCAGGCACACCUGCCGGGCGCUGCUGCCCGACCCCCAGCAGCUCCAGCUGGGCAAGAAGAAGGUGGAGACCCGCUUCUGUCCCAGUGACAGGUCUGGAGCCUGUCAGACUGACUCUCUGGUUGAAGACUUGGUGAAGAUUAGUGGUCGCACUCCGUCCCAGCCCCAAGAUGCUCGCUGGGGGUCCUGGGAAACAUGGUCCAGCUGUUCACAGCAGUGUUCCAGGGGCUUCCGAACCCGCAAACGUAGCUGCUCGACGGCAGAGGGCAGGACCAACCCGAGCUCCUGCGUAGGAUCCCCGGUGGAGUAUCAGGACUGCAACAUUCAACCCUGCCCAGUGAGUGGGGCCUGGUCCUGCUGGUCGUCCUGGUCCCAGUGCUCGUCAAGCUGUGGAGGUGGACACUACCAGCGGACUCGGACGUGCAGCAGCCCGCCCCCUGCUAAUGGAGGAGACAUCUGUAUAGGCCUGCACACUGAAGAGGCCCUCUGCAACACACAUGCUUGUGAAGGCUGGGGGGAGUGGACAGAGUGGGGGGAUUGCGAUGAGGAGGGUCUGCAGCGUCGCACUCGCAGCUGUGGUGAGGACCCGGCAGCUGAUGCCGGCCUCUGCCGUGGCAACGUCACCCAGUCCAGGCCGUGCCAGCCUCAUGAGGUGCCAGUCAUUUUACCCGGACAGGAGGAGCACAGCUGUGGAACCUUCACCUUGUUCCAGCUGGUUGCAGUGGGCUUAGCCAGUUUCUUUGCAGCGGCGUUACUGUCGGCGCUGGCCUACACCUCCUGCCACCACCUGAACCGGCCGUCUGCAGAGUCGGCAGUGAUCCACCCCAGCACACCCAACCACCUCACCUACAACAAGCCGGAUAACACCACGCCAAAGAACGAGAAGUACAUCCCCAUGGAGUUCAAGACGCUAAACAAGAACAACCUCCACGUGAAUGAGGAGACGUGCAACCACUUCCCCUCACCGCUGGCCUCCAGCAACAUGUUCACCACCACCUACUAUCCUCCCAGUCUAAGCAAGUACGACUUCCAUCCAGAUUCCCCAUGCAGGACGUACAUGCAGAGCUGAGAAGGAGCCAAACUCACCACAUCACCACCCUGAAGGAUUUCCUCACUCAAAACAAUUACACCAAGAUUUUGAAAGGUUAUACAAACACCAAAAUCACAAUCAUCAGGUUCCAGUCAGUAGUACAAUCUGUUAAUGAGAUUGGUUCAUGUAACAAUAUUCCUUUCAGUAGGUAUAAUCCACAGACAUCACUGUAAAAAGUUUAAACAAGACUAUUUCUUCACCAGAGAGUAGUUGAAAAUUCUGUGACAAAGGACGACCCCAAGAUCCAGGGAUCAACUACACUUCAGACAUUGUACUGUACCUGGAUUUUCACUGCGACUGAGAAGAGACUCAUCUCCUUGGUUAUGGACUCUGGUUUUUUCUUGUCAGGUGAGUUCAGAGGACUUACUAAUACUCUCUAUGGACUACACAGGCAGCUGGGACACUUCAGCGUGGGCCACCAUCAGCAAAGACUGAUGUCUGUGGAAAAAAACAGACAAAUGAUCAGGUUCGACAAAAUAUCCACACAGAAAAAUGAACAGAGACUCACAGAUUUCUGGCUUAUUCGCUUUAAUCUUCAUGUUUAGCAGCGUCCACAAUGGAAAACACUGAAGAGGACGUUUGUGGACAGGCCUCACCAGGUACCGAACAUCUCUGACUUUUCUGUCAGCAGAUCAGAUAAAUUAUUUUAUGGGUGUUCACGGAUGUCACUGUUUGAAUUUGUAUACAUCUCCUGAAACAAAGUGGUUGAUUUUGUCAUUUACUUCUGUUUUCUGGACGUUCAUGCGUAUACGGUAAUUGCUCAACAAUCACCAAAUACAAUACAGCUAUACCUGUAUAUUUCAGAGCCUCUCGCGAGCACAUGAACACACCAUAAUUCAACUGUGGCAUAAAUAACACAACUAUGUGCAUAACUGUGAUGGAUUAACUUGCUCAGCCAGGUUUAAAGUCUCUACAUCUUGUUUUUCAUAGUGUACGGAAAAGGGCGGAAAACAGCUGCUGCCUGGAUGGUAGGAAAAAUACAAUGUACUUUUCUAACUAGAAAAAAGAAUUAAAGCAACAUGAUAAGUUAUAACUUUUUAAAAACUUAUUAUAAAACAUGCGUUGAAACAAAAAAGUUACUAUCAUGGAAUAUAACUUUAUUUUUCGGACCACAAUUAAUAGCUAGGAAAUUUGGAGAGAAAAUGAAAUAAAGGAAAGAAACAUUACUUGACCUCCCACAAUCCAAAAACAUGUAAGUUAAAGUGUCCAUAGAUGUAAAUAUGAGUAUGAAAGAUUGUUUGUCUGGAUGUGAGUUUCCAUGCCUAUAAGAUUCAGAUGCUCAGAGUGGAUGAUUCUUGUGAAAAAACAGAAUCAUUUGGAACCAAUUGCAGGGGAACCGGAAUGUCUUUGAUUCCAUUGCUCCAUUUGAUAUUCAUGUUUCUGUUAUCACUGGAAAUGUUGUCUUAUAAUCAUAUUUUUAAUAUGUAAGCUUGUAUUUCUGCAUGUUGAAAUGCUGGACUUAAUUAAUUGGAAUUAAUCAACUGGAAAGUGUACCAGCUCUCUAUUUUCCUUAUGAUUAGUACCAAAUUAUGUUUACAUGAAGCACAUUGCAAAUAAUUACUUUCAUUCUGAAAGAAAAGUAGUCAAAAUAAAACUUAAAAAUGAAUAAAUAUCUUUUUCACAAGUUGUACUGCUGCUGUAGCCUCCUAACAAUAUGUUGUUUGUGUUAUGUUCCAUGACAGUAUUGUUGAUAUUUACGUUAGUCUUCGCUGUAAAAUGUAUAAUUCAUUCAGUAUCUCGUGCUUCUAAUGUGUAAAUACCAUGAAAUGAAUUCAGGUGCUUUUCACCGUUUGCGGUGUUAUUGUAACAUGAAACAAAAUAGCCCUGAUAAUAUGCGUGUUCACGUUCGGUUGCUUGCGUACACGUAACAUGCAUGCACUGUUACUCUCACAUGAAUAUACAAAACCUGUUUGUGUAACCUUUACAGAUAUGUUUGUAUGUAUUUGGCCAAGACAAUGGAAAUUAGAAAGUUGUGUUUUGUAUUUAAAGAACCCAGCGACCGUCUUUGUUGUGGAUUCUGAAUCACAGUUCCACAUUAGGUACAGUAAAUCCUCCACAGCUUGGUGAUGAAUCCCCUAAAUGGAUUUGUAUUGCUCCCCCAAAAACACUCCUGCUGAAUAUGAUUGGUGUGAAUAUGACUAAACACUGCCUUUUGGACACUGUGAACUUUUGUUACUCUAUAUUUUUUAUAAUGUACACUGUAAAAAAGCAAAAGUUGAAUAAAUGAAUUUUGGUGGCAAUAUUUA